Lactuca virosa is the source of this 363-nucleotide messenger RNA. NCBI's taxonomy places the organism in Eukaryota, Viridiplantae, Streptophyta, Magnoliopsida, Asterales, Asteraceae. The record is from the annotation of a GenBank genome assembly.
AUGUUGUGGAGUUCCGGCCAUCACCGCCACCACCAAGUUGCUGUUGUCAGGGCACUCCAACCAUCACUAUGCCACCACGUCUCCGUUACUGUGAAGCUCCGCCGUCGUCAGCUGCUGCUUCCUCUUGACCCCUCGUCGAACUCAUCAGAGCAGCAAGAAAAUGAAGCAGUCGGAGCUACCGUCGACCGCCAUUACAUCCCACCACCACUGCAGUCUGCCACUAUCGCCUUGCUGCCAUUGUCGUCCCACCGGAUACCUGCAUCUGGAUCUGUGGGCGGUGACAGGUGGUGGUGGGGACUGCCCACCACAACAACGGCGGUGAGUAGUGGUAGCACAACAGCUUCGUUGCUUCCGUCUUCCUAA